AACAGCUUGUGAAGGGCAAUCUGAUUUUCUAUGAAGAAGACCUGAAAGAGGCUGGCAUUGAUGUCAAUGAAGCCUCAGUGUACUCAGGAUUGUGCACACAGCUCUUUAAAGAAGAAUGUGUUCUGUACCAAGACAAGGUGUACUGCUUCGUGCAUCUGAGCAUUCAGGAGUUUCUGGCUGCUGUAUAUGUGUUCCUCUCAUUCAUCAACAACAAUGAGAAUCUAAUGGCCGAACCGCAAUCAACGUCCAUUAACUAUUUUGCGCUGAAGCCUGAAGCUACUGUCUACAAGAGUGCUGUGGAUAAAGCCUUACAAAAUGAGACGGGAAACCUGGACCUUUUCCUUCGCUUCCUUCUGGGCCUCUCACUGGAGUCCAAUCAGAAGCACUUACGAGGUCUACUGACAAAGACAAGAAGCAGCUCACAGAGCCAUGAAGAUACAGUCAAGUACAUCAAGAAGAAAAUCAAGGAGAAUCCCUCUCCAGAGAGGAGCAUCAAUCUGUUCCACUGUCUGAAUGAACUGAAUGACCAUUCUCUAGUGGAGGAGGUCCAAAGCUACCUGAGAUCAGGAAGUCUCUCAGAAGACAACCUGUCACGUGCACAGUGGUCUGCUCUGGUAUUUGUGUUGUUGACUUCAGAAAAGGAGCUGGAUGUGUUUGACCUGAAGAAAUACUCCAGAUCAGAGGAAGGUCUUCUGAGGCUGCUGCCAGUGGUCAAAGCCUCCAGAGCUGUUCUGCUGUCAGGCUGUGGAGUCACAGAGGAAGGCUGUGCUUCUCUGGUCUCAGCUCUGAGGUCAAACCCCUCACACCUGAGAGAGCUGGAUCUGAGUAACAAUGACCUGAAGGAUUCAGGAGUGAAGCUGCUCUCUGCUGGGCUGGGGAAUCCCCACUGUAAACUGGAGACUCUGAGGCUGUCAGGCUGUCUAGUCACAGAGGAAGGCUGUGCUUCUCUGGUCUCAGCUCUGAGGUCAAACCCCUCACACCUGAGAGACCUGGACCUGAGCUACAAUCACCCAGGAGACUCAGGAGUCAGACUGCUCUCUGCUGAACUGGAGGAUCCACACUGCAGACUGGAAAAACUCAAUGUGGAACAUGGUGGAGAGAACACAAUGAAACCUGGGCUUAGAAAAUAUAUCUGUGAUCUCACACUCGACCUAAACACAGUAAACAGACUCAUCUCUCUGUCUGAGGAGAACAGAAAGGUGACAUGUAGGAGAGAGAAGCAGCCGUUUCCUGAUCACCCAGAGAGAUUUGAGGACUGUGAGCAGGUGCUGUGUAGAGAGGGUCUGACUGGGCGCUGUUACUGGGAGGUAGAGUGGAGUGGGAGAGGGGCUGAUAUUGGAGUGACAUACAAAGGAAUCAACAGGAGAGGAAGGGGUGAUGACUGUUGUCUUGGAUACAAUGACAAGUCCUGGAGUCUGUUCUGCUAUGACAACAGUUACACUGCCUGGUACAAUAAUAAUCUCACUAUAGUAGACGUCCCCUCCUCCAGCUCCCACAGAGUAGGAGUGUAUCUGGACUGGCCAGCCGGCACUCUGUCCUUCUAUAGAGCAUCCUCUGACACACUGACCCACCUGUACACAUUCUACACCACAUUCACUGAGCCCCUCUAUCCAGGGUUUAGGGUUCAUUAUGAUGAAGACUCCUCAGUGUCACUGUAAAUAAUAACCUGACAGACACACACACACACACACACACACACACACACUGGACACACAGAAUAGACACAUACAAACACUGGACACACAAACACAGGACACACACAUACACACACACACACACACACACACACACACACACA
This is a messenger RNA of Salmo salar (Atlantic salmon), 1798 nucleotides long. The record is from RefSeq and is a predicted model, not a curated record. NCBI's taxonomy places the organism in Eukaryota, Metazoa, Chordata, Actinopteri, Salmoniformes, Salmonidae.